AGCCUUUCGAGCUAAUUAGCUCAGCAUACAACAAAGAUAAGUGAGCCUGGGAAGAGGGCCCCCUGAGGGGUCUUUAGAUUCUGGGAAAUGUCUGAUUGGCAGAUGUUAAAAGGGAUUCUUUGGUAAUCCAGUGCAUCAAUGAGCUGCAGAAAUUCAGCCCAGGACUGCAAGAAUUCAGGCAUGAGGACACUCUGUGCAGGAGGCUCACACAGGCAGACCCAAGAUGGACAGAACCUUGGAAUCUCUGAGACACAUCAUUGCCCAAGUCUUGCCUCACAGAGAUCCGGCUCUAGUCUUCAAAGACUUGAAUGUUGUAUCAAUGUUACAGGAAUUUUGGGAAAGCAAGCAGCAGCAGAGGGCUGCAUUCCCAAGUGAAGGCAUGGUGGUCUAUGAGUCACUACCAGCACCCGGCCCUCCCUUUGUGAGUUACGUGACCCUACCAGGGGGAAGCUGUUUUGGCAACUUUCAGUGCUGCUUAAGUAGAGCUGAGGCCAGGCGGGAUGCAGCUAAAGUGGCCCUGAUCAACUCCCUCUUCAAUGAGCUGCCGUCUCGCAGGAUCACCAAGGAAUUCAUUAUGGAAAGUGUUCAGGAAGCAGUAGCCUCCACCAGAGGCACUUUAGAUGAUGCAGAUGACCCCAGCACCAGUGUCGGAGCCUAUCACUACAUGCUGGAGUCAAACAUGGGGAAGACCAUGCUGGAGUUUCAGGAGCUGAUGACCAUUUUCCAACUAUUGCACUGGAAUGGAAGCCUAAAAGCCCUUCGUGAAACAAAGUGUUCCCGACAGGAAGUCAUCUCCUACUAUUCUCAGUAUUCUCUAGAUGAAAAGAUGCGCAGCCACAUGGCCCUGGACUGGAUCAUGAAGGAGCGGGAGGCACCAGGAAUUGUCUCUCAAGAGCUACGAACGGCCCUCAGGCAGUUGGAGGAAGCCAGGAAAGCAGGACAAGAACUACGGUUUUACAAAGAAAAGAAAGAAAUCCUGAGCUUAGCCCUGUCUCAGAUCUGCAGUGACCCUGACACUUCCUCACCCAGUGAUGAUCAGCUGAGUCUCACGGCCCUAUGCAGCUAUCACUAGCAAAGCUAGGCCCCAGGUGCCCCCAGUGAUGGCAGAGGCCAGACUCUAGCAUUAGGAAUCUCAGUGAAGAGGUCCUCAGAGGCUCUAGCAUCUUUAGCUACUACCUGAAGGCUGUUCUAACCCUCUCUGCACAAUGCAUUCACAGAAUAUGAGAGUCGUAGGACCCUUAAAAGACCCAACAAGCCACCCGAUGCAUUUGUUUCCAUCACACUCUCAAUAGUUCCAGUUCAGGAGGAAAGGAUAGAUACAGAAUUGUUUGAAAAACAUUUUCCAGGCCCAGCUCCAACCGAAAGCCUGAUUGACCUGUGCCUUGCUAGACUAUAUAUGAUUGUUUCAAAGAAUAGAUCCAAGAUAGCAUUGCCCAAAAGAACAGCACCCAGAACUAGAUGAAGUAGCAUGACAGCAGUUUUAAAAAAAUACUUAGGAUUAAAUAAUACAGAUUGUUUU
Saimiri boliviensis boliviensis (Bolivian squirrel monkey) is the source of this 1519-nucleotide messenger RNA. RefSeq names its product limb and CNS expressed 1 (gene LIX1). Lineage: Eukaryota; Metazoa; Chordata; Mammalia; Primates; Cebidae. Gene Ontology annotation, cellular component: cytoplasm. Gene Ontology annotation, biological process: autophagosome maturation. The record is from RefSeq and is a predicted model, not a curated record.